Messenger RNA from Beta vulgaris subsp. vulgaris (sugar beet), 2230 nucleotides. Its product is annotated as cationic amino acid transporter 5. Lineage: Eukaryota; Viridiplantae; Streptophyta; Magnoliopsida; Caryophyllales; Amaranthaceae. Gene Ontology annotation, biological process: transmembrane transport; amino acid transport. The coding region runs from base 224 to 1960 and encodes 578 amino acids. Gene Ontology annotation, molecular function: L-glutamate transmembrane transporter activity; L-lysine transmembrane transporter activity. The transcript has a single exon. Gene Ontology annotation, cellular component: plasma membrane. The record is from RefSeq and is a predicted model, not a curated record.
AAAACACAGGAUGACAGGAGAAAGAUGUGUAAAGAAAAGUCUAUAACUCUAUAUUGAGCUUUCUAUGUAGACAAACAAAUGAAUUUCAUUCAUUCAUAACCUUAAAAUCAAGUCCAAGUCUCCUAAGUCAAUACUUACCUACUGAUGCGACUACAAUUCAAGCUACAAGAACACUUCCAUUAGAAAUAAACAGAACCACACACAAAUAAUAGAGCCAAAAACAAUGGCUACUGCAACAGAACCAAGCAUUGUAAACCCACCACAAUACUGGAAACUAAACAAGUGUGAUUUCUUACCAGGAGAGUCUUUCACAAGCUGGAAUGCAUACAAGUUGGAAGUCUCACAGACAUGCUACCGGUUCAAAGAUCGUAUGAUGAGUCGAUCAAACGACGCAGAUGAGCUUGGUGAGAUUCGACAGCAGAGCAAGAACGACAUGAAACGGUGCCUAAAUUGGUGGGAUUUGAUCUGGUUUGGAUUUGGGUCAGUUAUUGGGACAGGAAUUUUUGUUCUUACUGGUCAAGAAACUCAUGAUCAUGCUGGACCAGCUAUUGUACUGUCAUAUAUAGUUUCAGGGUUCUCAGCUAUGCUUUCUGUUUUCUGCUACACAGAAUUUGCAGUAGAGAUUCCAGUAGCAGGGGGUUCAUUUGCUUACCUGAGAAUUGAGUUAGGAGAGUUUGUGGCGUUCAUAGCAGCCGCGAACAUACUUUUAGAAGGCAUUGUUGGGAGUGCAGCAGUUGCUCGAGGUUGGACAUCGUACUUCACUACUCUGUUAAACCGAGAGCCAAAUUCAUUACGAUUUCAUACAAAUCUUGCAAAAGGGUUCAACCUUUUGGAUCCUAUUGCUGUUGGAGUUCUAAUAAUUGCUUCCACUUUAGCAAUCCUCAGCACAAAGAAAACUUCCAUCUUUAACUGGAUUGCAUCAGCAGUGAAUACUGUUGUGAUAAUCUUUGUAAUUAUCGCGGGAUUUUCACAUGGGAAAACAUCAAAUUUGACACCAUUUCUUCCCUUUGGAGUAAAAGGGAUUUUCCAGGCAGCAGCAGUUGUCUAUUUUGCUUAUGGUGGAUUUGACACCAUAGCGAACUUAGCUGAAGAAACAAGAAACCCAGCAAUAGAUAUACCAAUUGGCUUACUUGGGUCAAUGUCUUGUAUCAUAGUGAUAUACUGCUUGAUGGCUCUUUCACUUAGUAUGAUGCAGCCUUAUACAAAAAUCGAUCCAGACGCUGCCUACUCCAUUGCAUUCCAGAGUGUGGGAUUGAAGUGGGCAAAGCCUCUGGUAGCUCUUGGUGCUCUAAAGGGAAUGACAACAGUUUUACUAGUAGGAUCACUUGGACAAGCCCGUUAUUUGACUCAUAUAGCACGAGCUCACAUGAUCCCGCCAUUGUUUGCUUUCGUGCACCCGAAAACAAGCACUCCCAUAAAUGCCACACUCUUGACUACUAUCUUAAGUGCUGGCUUUGCUUUCUUCUCAAGCUUAGAUGCGUUAUCAAGCUUAUUGUCUAUCAGCACCUUGUUUAUCUUCAUGAUGAUGGCAGUAGCACUUCUUGUGAGAAGGUAUUACGCGAAAGGAGUCACCAAUCACAGAAAUCGCUGGACACUAACUGUAUCAUUGCUGACAAUUAUUGCAGCUUCUAUGGGAAGUGCAGCCUAUUGGAGUUCAAAUCCCCAAGGCUGGUUAGGCUACACUAUAACAGUCCCAUGUUGGUUUUUAGCAACCAUGGCGAUAGCAAUCAAAUUGCCUCAGCAACGUACACCGAAGUUCUGGGGUGUUCCUUUUGUUCCAUGGCUUCCAUCCAUGUCAAUUGCCUUAAAUAUCUUUCUAAUGGGUUCACUAAGCACUGAAGCUUUCAUAAGAUUUGGCAUCUGCACAAUCAUCAUGUUAAUAUACUACUUGAUCUUUGGUCUUCAUGCAACAUAUGACAUGGCACAUCAAAAGCUUGUUGGAGGUUCAGAAAGUACCUAACAAAAGCACCGCAAAGUGGCCAUCGUAACAGGAUGAUGUCAAUGAGAUUCAUGAAAAUCCCCAAAAUUGUCUUGAAAAGUGAAAAUUCUAAAUUUAGAGAAACCAUAUACAAGGAUAUACUACAGUUAUCAUCAUAUAUUAAUCCUCUAUGCAUAUUCAAUGUUCUUCUAGUAAUCUAAAUCUGAGCUUUACCAUAUGCAUUAGGCACCAUAGUAUUGUACUUGAAAUUGUAUUAGCAAUGAUGAAAGAAUUGGACAGCAUCAUCUACUA